AUGUCUGUCCACCCCCUCGACCCCCUCUCCCCCGCGGAGAUCACCAGGGCCGCCGCCAUCGUGCGCGCCCACUUCCCCGGCCAGGCCCCGGCCUUCCGCUUCAUUACGCUGAAAGAGCCCGCAAAGCAGGAACUGCUGCCGUUCUUGGAGAGCGAGCACAAGGGCCUCCCAGCCACCGCCCGGCCUGCGCGUCUCUCGCGGGUCCAGGUCGUGCUGCGCGGCGAAAAUGGCGCCAACAAGCUGAUCGAGCUGCAAGUCGAUCUGGACCGCAAGCAGGUCGUCAAGAGCGAGCAUCUUGUCGGAAGACACUCCUACAUCGAUCCUGAAUAUAUGAAGCAGGUCGAGGCGGCGUGUCUCGCAGAUUCUCGUGUACAGGAGGAGAUCAAGAAGCUUAAGCUGCCUCCUAGCUCUACGGUAGUGGUCGAGCCGUGGGCGUAUGGCACAGAUGGGAUUAAUGAUAUGUCGGAGAGGGUUUCAAUGUGCUGGUUCUAUUUGCGCCUCCUUGACAACCCCGAUGCCAACUACUACGCAUAUCCUCUGGAUCUCUGCGCAGAAGUCUCUGAACAGCUCAAGGUCACCAAGAUCUACUAUCUGCCCUCAGCUCAAGACGAGCGCAUCAGUGACCAACCCCGGCCGUUUGAUGUCAACAAGAUCCAUUCCACCGUGGAUAGCGAGUAUCACCCCAGUCUGCGGCCGCCUCCUCGCCAGACCACCAAGCCCUAUCAGGUUGUCCAGCCCGAUGGUCCUUCGUUCAGCUCGCAGGGAAAUCUCCUGUCGUGGGAGAAGUGGACCAUGCGAGUCGGGUUUAACUACCGUGAAGGCCUGACACUGCACGACAUCCGCUACGAUGGACGCAGUCUUUUCUACCGUCUCGCACUGUCCGAGAUGUUCGUGCCCUACGGUGACCCCCGGUCACCCUAUCCCCGCAAGGCCGCCUUCGACUUGGGCAGUGACGGUGCCGGCGUCAACGCAAACAACCUCCGUCUUGGAUGCGACUGUCUAGGUCUGAUCAAGUACUUUGACGCCUGGCACAACACCUCCUCCGGCGAGCCCCUCAAACUGCCCAACGUCGUGUGCUGCCACGAGCAAGACGACGGCAUCCUGUGGAAACACACCAACUUCCGCACGCAGAACGCCGUUGUCGCCCGCUCGCGCAUCCUCGUCCUGCAGACCAUCAUCACCGUCUCCAACUACGAAUACAUCUUCGCCUUCCAGUUCGGCCAGGACGCCUCCAUCCACUACGAGGUCCGCGCAACAGGCAUCCUCUCCACCUGUCCUAUCAACCUCACCGACAACGUCCCCUACGGCACCAUCGUCGCCCCCGGCGUGCUAGCCCCCUACCACCAGCACCUCUUCUGCCUCCGUAUGGACCCCUGGAUCGACGACAACACACAAAACUCGCUGCAGGUCGAAGAAUCCCACCCCAUGCCAGUCAACGACCCAUCAACCCACAACCCCUUCGGCGUCGGCUACAGCACAACGUCCCAAAUCAUCCCCGAAGAAACCGGUCUCGACCUGGACUUCACCAAGAACCGCACCUUCAAAAUCAUCAACGAGGCCUCGAUAAACCCCAUCACAAAGACCCCCGUCGGAUUCAAGCUCAUGCCCGCAUACAGCCAAAUGCUCCUCUCCCACCCAGAGUCCUACCACGCGAAACGCUCCGAGUACGCCGAACACGCCGUCUGGGUUACCCGAUACAACGACGAAGAAAUGUUCCCUGCCGGCCGGCAUACCAUGCAAUCACUAGGCGGGGAGGGGAUCUCCUCAGCUAUUGCACAUCGGAAAGACACUGGUGCACAGACAAGCGUGCGCAAUGAAGAUAUCGUCGUCUGGUAUACCUUUGGCUCAACGCAUAACCCGCGCAUCGAGGACUGGCCGGUCAUGCCGAUGGACCGUAUGGUUGUCGGGCUGAAGCCGGUGAAUUUCUUCAAGGGGAAUCCCGGGCUGGAUGUGCCGCCGUCGACACAGGAGAGGAAUCGGAGUGUGCUUGUUGAGGGGGAUACGCUGCAGUCUUCGACGGAUGCUUGUUGUCGGUUAUAG
Molecule: messenger RNA, 2040 nt
Organism: Aspergillus versicolor CBS 583.65
Lineage: Eukaryota; Fungi; Ascomycota; Eurotiomycetes; Eurotiales; Aspergillaceae
Product: amine oxidase
Exons: 2
Coding region: 1-2040 (679 amino acids)
Biological process (GO): amine metabolic process
Molecular function (GO): primary methylamine oxidase activity; quinone binding; copper ion binding
Source: RefSeq, a predicted model, not a curated record